AUGGAAAGCAAAAUAAGAGCUCAGUCAGAUAUGUACCACCGAAUGGAAAAUGCCAGAGUCAAUUUUAAGAAAUCUCCAAAAGAUAGGCUAACUUCAAACUACAUAGAAACUAGAAUUGAUAUUUUGAAUGGACAGUGGGAAACAUUUAACAAAGUACAUGAACAACUUAUUAGUGAAGUUAGUGAUGCUGAUUAUGCAGAGUUAGAUUACUUUAACGAGGAUUUUUACACCAAAACAGAAGACUUAUACGCAGAUUAUAAAACAGAAUUAAAGGCAAGCUUGGAAAAAUGUACUCGCGUACCGACCAAAACGCAGGACACAUGUAGAAUUUGCAAAAAGAAACACCACUCGCUAUUGCAUUCAACCACCACCAACGUUCAAUCAAAUAAUGUAAAGGUAACCACUCAAUCGAAUAGUAACAAUGUUGUCGCGGCAACAGCGACAGCAUCAGACGAAAAUGAUCAGACCAACAUUACCACUUGUUUCUCUAACAACAAGAGUCAAGUGCUUUUAGCAACCGAUUUAGUAAAAGCUGAAACAAACAACGGAUCUUUUAUGACACUUAGGUCUUUACUGGACCAAGGAUCACAGGCUUCGUUUAUAACGGAGUCUGCAGUCCAAUUACUUGGGCUGAAGAAGGAAACAAGCAAAAGUGUCAUAUUUGGAGUAGGGAUGGCAGAAUAA
Molecule: messenger RNA, 684 nt
Organism: Parnassius mnemosyne (clouded apollo)
Lineage: Eukaryota; Metazoa; Arthropoda; Insecta; Lepidoptera; Papilionidae
Source: the annotation of a GenBank genome assembly